AUGAACGACAUCAUGGGGAACUUCACCGGAGAAAAUUCCACAGUGUACCGUACUUUCUGGCCGUGUUUCCGCUGGCAUAUGGAAAAGAAAAUGGAAUACGACCUGGCAGUAGCUGCCUGCUCUCAUCUCCCCACUCCGUAUCUGGACGAGAACAGGGAAGUCGGCAUCGCCUCCGCCGUUGUCGGAACAGUCGCUCUCCUCAUGAACGGCGCUGUUCUGUCCGGGGUGCUGAAAAACCAUCACCUGUCCAAGCCCAUGUAUCUGUUCGUGGCAAACCUAGCCACGGCGGACUGCGUGGCUGGUUUCUUCUCGUUCUUCUUCUGUGCAAUUUACCAGUCGGAACUGCCGCGACCAUUCACAAUGCUGGGUUUAUUGUGCGCUUUCUUUCUAGUGUUGGUUUUAUCAGCAGUUGGUGUGGCCUUGCUGUCCAUGGACCGUUAUCUGGCCAUCCUCCACCCGAUAUUCUACCAGACUCGCAUGUCUGGGCGUCACGUUGCCGUGAGCUUGGCGAUCGCGUGGCCGGCCUGUGCGCUUGUGUGCCUGUCUCCUCUCAUGGGCUGGAACUGCAUCAGUAUGAGCACAGUGAACUGCGUAACGACCGUAUCCGUGGGCUACGUGAUUCUCAUCAACAUCAUCUUGUUGAUGGCCAUAGUGAUAGUGGUCUUCGUCAACAUCAGAAUUUUCAUCGAACUGAAGCGACGCUUCUCCAGAACCAACCCCCCCGAGAACCCACAGGACAACCUGCCCGCCGCGCGCCGCAGGGAGCAACGCAUCGCGGCAAGACAAUACCAGCAACUCCAGAAGUGCUGGAAGAUGCAGGUAACGGUUGUCAUCAUUGCAGUGGUGUUCGUCGUGUUCUGGUUGCCGAUUUGCAUCGGUGCUAUACGACAGUUUGUCUGCCAUGCAAGAGAAGACUGUGAAAUCGAGGCAAGGCCAUACUGGGGGUUGUUGAUCGCGCUCUGCAACUCGGUGAUCAACCCAGUCAUCUACGCAUUCAGGAUCAAGAAGAUUCGGGAAGCUGUGCUUCACAGGGCGCGACGACUCGCCAGCGCGGUGCGUGAAAAGUUGGGAUGGUCAUCGAAUCAAGUGGUGAACAUUCAGAUUGUUGGAGAUGCGGCAGCGAUGGACGCUCCUGGACUGAGUACGGACAAUCGGGCCAACCAGCCGGCUAAAUGGGCAGUCAGUCGAAGAGCGGCAGAGAAUCCACAAAACGCACCAAGCCCGAACCGUCUAGAUGUGCUCUUCGUAGCCUCGUCAAACUCGGUGAAGAUGCCCGGUGCUGUUGAAAUCUGA
This is a messenger RNA of Branchiostoma floridae (Florida lancelet), 1293 nucleotides long. RefSeq names its product adenosine receptor A2b-like. NCBI's taxonomy places the organism in Eukaryota, Metazoa, Chordata, Leptocardii, Amphioxiformes, Branchiostomatidae. The transcript has a single exon. Gene Ontology annotation, cellular component: membrane. Gene Ontology annotation, biological process: G protein-coupled receptor signaling pathway. The coding region runs from base 1 to 1293 and encodes 430 amino acids. The record is from RefSeq and is a predicted model, not a curated record. Gene Ontology annotation, molecular function: G protein-coupled receptor activity.